GUACAAAUGGAUUCCGAAGCAAAUGGAACUCCUCGGCCGGACCUGGGUUCCGCUGUGCAAGAAAAGCGACAGCGAUAAGGACGGCAAGGGCGACGAUGCCUCAUCUGGUUUUCUCGGGACCACCAGCAGCUUGGACACCACCACAGCUUCGGCCUGCACCAUCAGAAGUGCGGCCUCGUCUUCCAGCACCGUCUCCAGGGCGACGACGUCAUCUGUCUCCGGCACACUUUUCAAAAACGUCGCAGAUGUUUGGUUUUUCGCGGAAACGUGUGCCCGAGGGACGAUGCAGCCGUAUACGAUCAGUGACAUUCUCCACUACAUGACGGGCGGGAACUCGCUCGAGGUUGAUCGGUUACGAAAAGCGAAGACGCUGGACAAGCGAAUUCAGAAAAUUUGCAUGUCAACGGCGGUUCCUACGGUGGGCAUUCCGGCAAACAAUAUCAAGCAGAUCGACGACCUGUUCAGCAGAAGUGGUUCCUGUCA
This is a messenger RNA of Amoebophrya sp. A120, 483 nucleotides long. The record is from the annotation of a GenBank genome assembly. Lineage: Eukaryota; Dinophyceae; Syndiniales; Amoebophryaceae.